Drosophila melanogaster (fruit fly) is the source of this 1382-nucleotide messenger RNA. RefSeq names its product rdgBbeta (gene rdgBbeta). The coding region runs from base 109 to 930 and encodes 273 amino acids. Gene Ontology annotation, molecular function: phosphatidylinositol transfer activity; phosphatidylinositol binding. NCBI's taxonomy places the organism in Eukaryota, Metazoa, Arthropoda, Insecta, Diptera, Drosophilidae. The transcript is spliced from 7 exons. Gene Ontology annotation, cellular component: organelle; cytoplasm. Gene Ontology annotation, biological process: intermembrane lipid transfer; phospholipid transport. The record is from RefSeq and is marked reviewed.
CACACUGCGUAUUUGUUGUUGCUUGCCGUUGCGUCGCGUGUGUGUCUCUUUGCGUAACGUUCAAAGUUUUGAUUUGUAUUUUCUCCGGCAUACAAAUCCGCCAAAGAAAUGGUGCUAAUCAAGGAGUAUCGCGUAUGCAUGCCGCUUACGGUGGAGGAGUACAAGAUCGGACAGCUUUAUAUGAUAGCGCGCCACAGUCUGGAGCAAUCGGAGGAGGGCGAGGGCGUUGAGGUGGUGGAGAACAAGCCCUGCGAGGAUCCCGUUCACGGCAAGGGCCAGUACACGGAGAAGCACAUUCACUUGUCCAGCCGACUGCCCUACUGGAUCCAGGCCAUUUGCCCCCGAGUCUUCUAUGUGAUAGAGAAAUCAUGGAACUACUAUCCGUACACGCUAACAGAAUACACGUGUUCCUUUAUACCCAAACUAAAUGUGCUCAUCAAAACUAAGUACGAGGACAAUAAUGGCAGCACAGAAAACUGUCUGGAUCUUACUGAAGAUGAGCUCAAAGUUCGAACUGUGGAUCAUUUGGACAUAGCGUUCGAUGAGGUCAGUGCCAAGCAUUAUAAGAAGGAAGAAGAUCCCAAGUUCUUCAAAUCCGAAAAGACAAACCGUGGUCCAUUGAUUGAAGGAUGGCGGGAAACGGACAAGCCCAUUAUGUGCUCCUACAAGGUGGUCCACGCCAGCUUUGAGGUAUGGGGUCUGCAGACCAAAGUGGAGGACUUCAUUCAGCGCGGAAUUCGGGAGAUUCUACUACUGGGACACCGGCAGGCUUUCGCAUGGGUGGACGAAUGGCAUGGCAUGACCCUGGAGGAUGUUCGCGCCUACGAGCGUCAAAAGCAGGCCGAGACCAAUGAGAAGAUUCACAACACAAGUGGUGGCGCAAAUGCAGCGGCCAACGCCAAAGAGGCAAAUGAUGGCGAUAUUGAUUGAGAAUUUACCUAAAAUGUAGGAAAAUCGAAGUAACAAAAUGCAGGCUAAAAUAGUACCUUCAAGGCCUCGCGGCAAGCUUAAAAAGUUUCAUAGGAAAUAUCUUAUUAACGUACGCAUAUUUAUGUAUAUACAUACAUAUAUAUAUAUCAUUGUCUAUGCAUUUCUAUGGUCCAAAGAAGCUCAGAGCUCUAGUAACUGCCUGCAGCGUUUAAAAGUACAAUGCACAAGCACCUAGCUGGAAACUCGAAACCAAAUAAUUGUUACAAACUAGAUCACGCAAUUUUUUAGUCAAACUUAUAAGCGUUACACAGACAUCCUAGUGAACGGUUUGCGUUAACUAUAUUCCCUAGUUUAGCUCACAUCUAAAUGUAUAUUUUGGUGUACAAAUACAAACAAUUUUGGUGUACAAAUACAAACGAUUAAACAUAUUAGAAAUAUACCUAUGUCAUAUG